Messenger RNA from Papaver somniferum (opium poppy), 2065 nucleotides. RefSeq lists its product as uncharacterized. The record is from RefSeq and is a predicted model, not a curated record. The transcript has 6 exons. NCBI's taxonomy places the organism in Eukaryota, Viridiplantae, Streptophyta, Magnoliopsida, Ranunculales, Papaveraceae. Bases 69 to 1886 code for a protein of 605 amino acids. Gene Ontology annotation, molecular function: protein heterodimerization activity.
CGUGAUUAUUCACUUCUAACCCUCGUUUCUUUCUAAUUUUCAGUGUUUCUCUGUCGUCAGAAAAAGAGAUGAGUUUGUUGGGAGAAGAUGGGUUAGGUUACGAAUUGGCGAAAAAACUUGAAGUUUGUGGAGUAUGGAGAUCAUGGUUAGGAGAAUCAAAUUACAAAAUCUUACUAAAUUUUUUAUCUUCGUUAUCGACAUGGGAAUUAUUUAUGAAAACCGAUGAUACUAAAACUAGGGCACAAAUUCAACUUCAACUUAGAGCUAGAGCUUUACUUUUUGAUAAAGCAAGUGUUUCUCUUUUCCUUCGCUCUCAUCCUUCUUCUCCCAUUGCUGUUCCUUCCAAGCUCAAUCCCACUUAUUUGCAAUUACAUGGUGAUGAUGUUUAUUUUUCAUUGGAGGAUUUUUAUAAUAAUUCCCAAGAUGGGUCUGCUUUGAUUACUUCAAUUCAAUCCAAGAUUCAACCUAAACUAUCGUCUGCCGACAAUAGUAUAUCUCAGAGACCGAGGCAUGAUGAACUGCCUGAGACAUGGUAUAAUCAGUUCUUUGAGAAGUAUAGAGCAAGCAGACAGCACAGGUUACCAUUUGGAGAUCGAGAAUCUCACAAGCGAACACCUGAGGGUAUGUCUACAUACAUUAAAUUCCUUGACAGGCAUAAGAGAAUCAGAAAAGCGUUUAAAGAGGACCAGUGUGUAGGUUUCGGUAAUCCCAUGCGAGAGAAUGGCCUAAACUUGCAUCAGCAGUCUGUUUCUGAUGGGAACAUUUCAGUUGAUACUGAGACUUCAUUUUUUCCUGAAAUGAUGUUUCCAUCAAACUGUGUGCCUGAGAGUGCACUCCCUCCAGCAAAGACCCAAGAGGACAAUCAGAAAGUGGAGUGUUAUGGUGUUCUUGAUAGCUUACCCCAUGUUAUGACUCGCAGUCCUGCAAUGCUUGAACGGUUUGGUAUGAGGCCUGAUAACCUCCGGACAGGUCUUGGAAGAAGUAAAUAUAGGGGUAAAAACGGGUUUGAAGGGAAUGGAAAGUCUCUUGGCCAGGAUCAAGCAUUCCAGAUGUCUCAGAAAGUAAUUGCCCACGUCCUUUCUAAUGUGGGUUUUGAAGGGUCAACAGAAGUUCCAAUAGAAGUUCUCUCACAGUUUCUCAGCUGUCAUAUAAGUAAACUAGGUCGUAUUUUAAAGGUCUUAACAGAUAAUUACAGAAAGCAGUGUUCAGCCUUAGAGAUAUUGAAGAUGUUCCUUCAAACCUUGGGUUACAGUAAUCUUGGGGCUUUAGCGGAACAUGUGAAAGAUGGUACUAGGACCUUACAACACCCUGCAAUACAGCAGCGGGGAUCCCAGCAAGGUUUUCUGUCACAACAGCAAAGUGGUUUGCUACAGCAGCAGCAAAUACAAAGGCAGAUGCAUCCUCAGAUGCAGAUAAAUUCCCAGAAUCUAUCUUAUCAGCAGCAGCAGCAGCAGCUGCAACAACAGCAACAGCUACAACAACAGCAGCUUCAACAACAACAACACUGGGAUAGAAUGCGAAAGCGCCAACCUUCCAAUCCUCGUGCUGGUAUGAAUUUGGACAGAGAAAGACCAUUGGUGGAAGUGAAGAUUGAGAGCAUGUCGGAAUCACCCAUGGAUGUUGGUAACUUCCCCACCACCAAUCCUAGAAUUACCCAAACACAGUUCAGACAGCAGAAGAUAGCCGCUGCAAUGGGAAUUCUCCCUGCCCAAUCAGGUCAUCAGUUUAAAUCACUGGUGUCCCUUCAGAGUCCUCAGCUCCUGACACAGAACAUGGUCACGAGGGCGCCGCCUGUUAAGGUCGAGGGCUUUCAGGAUUUGUUUGGUGGGGAUGCAACAAUGAAGCAGGAUUCCGAAGAACAUAAGCUUGCUUCGCCCUCCAAAUAGAUAGCUAUACCAAUGUGACUGUUGCUUUAAACUUUCUUCAUCAUAAAUUGAAUAAGAUGGUUGAAUUGUUUGCUCGAUAUCUUCUGUGCAGUAUCAAAUCAUUUAUCAGUUGAGUUAUAUUUAUCGAAGUAGUAAUGUAUCCGAACGUGGGGGCACUAAACCAACUACAUUUAACUAUA